AACUAUUUUGCGCGAUGAUCGUAUCGAGGAUUUACAUCCAAGACUCCUGUCGAGCAGGAUCGACGCGAAAAUGUAUCAUGACCGAGCACGUUGUAAAUCGCCCUGCUGCUUAUGGCCUCUGUCCACAAGAUGGGGCAGGUUUAGGCCGUGCAUGAAGAAGACGGAGGAGCAGUCGCCAGACCUGGUUUGCUCUCCUGGUGCGGUCUGUAGUUUUUACUACAGGCACGUGCCACCUGGGGAAUUCAAAAUUUGCAUGACAAAUACAUAGUAUCCGCUGACGCCUUCCAACAUGACCAGUGAAAAUGUCGGCACACUUCCGAAGGCGGACCGAACAUAUUUGCAAUGGAUAGCGAAGGCCAGCGCGCGCUCUUCGUGCAGCAUGUCGAGUACCGCGACCCGUUG
Amoebophrya sp. A120 is the source of this 402-nucleotide messenger RNA. Lineage: Eukaryota; Dinophyceae; Syndiniales; Amoebophryaceae. The record is from the annotation of a GenBank genome assembly.